Molecule: messenger RNA, 861 nt
Organism: Pleurotus ostreatus (oyster mushroom)
Lineage: Eukaryota; Fungi; Basidiomycota; Agaricomycetes; Agaricales; Pleurotaceae
Exons: 3
Coding region: 1-861 (286 amino acids)
Source: RefSeq, a predicted model, not a curated record
AUGGCUAUUCUUGUAACGGGCGGAGGCGGCAUGACCUCCAAGGCCGUAGCUUCGCAGCUCAAGGACGCCGGUAUCCCCUUCGUUGUGGGAUCUACCCGCGGCACCAGUGCAUCCUCCCCGGGGAUUGACGCCGUCAAGUUCGACUGGACCGACGAAUCGACCUUCCCCAUUCCCUUCCAGCACGAGUUCCCCGACGGCGAGAAGAUCACAGCGGUCUACAUCGUCCCUGGCCCCGUCCACUCUGCAGACCCAAACUCGGCUAUCAACGCAUUCGUGGAUUACGCGAUGAAGGCGCAUGGCGUGAAGCGGUUCGUGCUGUGCGGCGGGGUGGUGCUGAAGAAAGGAGGCCCCUGGCAUCUCGACGCUGUCUGGUCGCACUUCAAGGAAGUCGGCGCAGAGUAUAUGGUGCUUAGACCUACUUGGUUCCUCGAGAAUUAUUUGGACUGGUUCUUGCUCCCCCUUAAGAACGAGAAUAAAAUCUAUACGUGUGCUGGGGACGCGACUAUAGCUUUUAUUAGCGCAGAGGAUAUUGCAGCUUUGGCGAUCAGAGGUCUCACCUCCGAGAAACCAUUCAACUGCGAUUUCACCGUCCACGGUCCGGAAUUAGUGACGCACGACCAGCUGGCCGAGACAUUCAGCAAGAUUCUCGGGAGGAAGAUCGAGCACGUUAAGCUCACCGAGGAGAAAAGAGCGGCAAUCCUGACAGAGGCUGGGUUCCCUCCUACGUUCGCAAAGUUCGGCGCGUAUUUGGAGGCGAACAUAUGGGACACGGAGAUUGACGAUGCGACAGCGAGGGCCGCUGGGAAGAAGCUGAUGACAUGCGACGAGUUCAUCGAGAAGCAUAAGUCGGUUUGGUUAUAA